AUGCCUUCGCAGCCGUCGGGGCGGCUUUUGUGCCUUUUGUGUCAAAUUGCAGUGGUUGUUCGCGUUUAUCAGGCUGUGAUAGUCACAGCCCCGCUGCAAUCGGCUCCGGCAGUUGGCUACCUACUCCUCACAGCGGUUCGGGUUAAUGUGCCGCUGUGGACCGUGAGCGCCGCCCGUCCUUCGUCCUUUUUCUACAUCAGACCGCGGGCGCUCCACCGCAUCGUCCUCCUUGACAGCAGUGAUUGUACACGAGGAGGCCGCAAGUACCUGGCGGAUAUGCGUUGUUCGUCAGCAGACAAAAGGCAGGGCGUUCGCGUGGCUACCUGCAGUCAGGACCCUCGUUCUGUUUCUUCUUCACGACGGCAUGAUCCGUUGCGUGUCAAGGGGGCAUUACCGACACUCCUGAGUCAGAAUAUGGAUUUCAGCAAGCGAGAAGCGUGUCUUUCGGACACUCCUUCUCAGGAAAGUGCACCGACAACCAACGGGAAAGAUGUAGGCCCCAUAGUCGACUCCCAGCUUUAUGUACAGCUGAGGAAACUCAUUAAUGUUGUGGACGAACUUCGGGAUAUUGGUUUGCAACAGUUUAUACAACUUCCGCGUAUAUGCGUCGUUGGAACUCAGUCAGCAGGCAAAAGCUCUGUUUUGGAAGCAAUUGUUGGGCUGGACUUCCUUCCACGCGGAGACGGCGUUGUUACACGGAGACCUUUGGAGCUCCGUCUUGUACAUCUGCCUGAAUCGGAACACUCCCUUAACGAAGCAUACGCAGUUUUCGAAAAUAACAAAGAGAAGAAAUUUAGAGACUUCCAAGAGGUUCGAGAAGAAAUUGAUCGUCUCACCGAUCAAGUGGCAGGAAAGAAUAAAGGAAUUAUAGACCACCCGAUUAUUCUUACAAUUUAUGCAACUCAGUGCCCAGAUCUUUCACUCAUAGAUCUCCCUGGCAUUACGCGUGUCCCUCUCAAGGGCUCAGACCAGAGCGAUGAUAUCGAAGUCCUUACGCGUCAGAUGGCGUUGCGGUAUAUUACGCCGCAGACCCACGUAACUAUCGUCCUGGCGGUUAUUCCUGCGAAUGUGGAUAUGUCAACAUCUGACGCAUUGCAACUGGCGCGUCGCGUGGCACGGGGAGUUCGAACCAUCGGCGUAAUCACAAAAAUCGACUUAAUGGACAGAGGCACCGAUGCCGCCAAGAUGUUGCUUGGGGACGAAAUUCCCUUACGUCUUGGAUAUACAGGUGUACGAAAUCGUUCGCAAGCAGAUAUACGUGAAGGGAAGACAGUGAAACAAUGCAUCGAAGAGGAGAAAGUUUUUUUUUCCGGACACCCCACAUACCGACAGUUACCACCGCAGUUACUGGGAGUGAACGCGUUGAUCGAAAAACUAACGCGUGUUCUAUUCAGACACAUAAAACAUUUUCUCCCUGAAAUUAAAAGAGAAAUAGCCACCAAAAGUCGAGCGAUUGUUGAACGUUUACAUGAACUUGGUGAAGGAGUACCGAUGGAAUCAUCAGAGCGAUCGCAACUCCUUUGGACAGCCAUCACCGAUUACGUUGAAAUUUUUAAGAACACCAUUCGCGGGAAGUAUGACAAGCGACUUCAAGUGUAUUUUGAUCAUCAAAAGGAGAUAUCCAGUGGAAGCCAAAUAAGAAGUAUCUUUAAUGAAUUGCUGGAAGAAUUCAACGAGCGGCAGGUGACAGAAGAUAUGAGCAACUACGAAAUUGAUGUCGCCAUACGUUUACAUGAGGGCGAUUCUCUACCAGGGUUUCCUUCUCCUGACACUUUCGAAUAUCUCAUUCUUCCAUACUUAAAACGGAUACAAGCUCCUGUAAUGGAUUGCCUCGAACGCGUUUCUCACACGUUGGAGGUGUUGAGUCAGAAGAUCAGUAGUCGAGUAUUGGGCCGAUUUCCAGUUUUAUCUGCACGUGUGCUUGAGCUUUCUCAAGAACUUUUACAGAAAGAAAAAGAACAUACAAGAACUAUAUUACAGCAUAUAGUCGACGCAGAAACGGGUUAUUUAUUUACGAAUGAUUCUACAUACCUAGCUGAGCAUGGAAGCAUGAUAAAUAGAGCAGCAGCUGCAGCGCUGGGUGGUAGUAAUUUUGCAGCGGGCAAUUCAUCCGGUGUGGUUAUGGGAACCGGUCCAUAUGCUGCUUUCGGUCCUGACGGAAGACCAAUACAACAACCGCCUCCACAAAUGCCAACGCAUGCAGAGCGUGCACAACAAAUGCUCUCUUCAAUGCAACAGAGUGUCACAUCUCUGUGGGGGAGUAACAACAAUCCUCCAAAAAAAACUGUCUACAGUGAGCAGUUUAUACGUGAAAUACGAAAGCGUCUGGACUCCUAUUUUGCAUUGGUAUUACGGAACGUUCGUGAUGCGGUGCCCAAGGCCAUCGGUUAUUUUUUGGUGCGCCAGCUGCAAGAAAAACUUCAGUUCGAAUUGUAUAAUCAACUUAACGAUGAAUCUCAAUUUGGAGAGCUCUUAGGGGAACCACCACAUAUAAUGGAAGAGAGACGUGCACUCGUGAAGCAGCUCCAAACACUGAAGCGUGCUACUGCAGUGCUACAGCGAGACCCUUCGAUUGCUGCUUUGAAUAUAGAGGGUUUAGAUGACUCCUUAGAUAGAGACAUACGAGAGUUACAACGUGAAGCAGCAGCAGCAUCACAGCAAAGACAGCCACAUACUAGUGCUGCUGGUGGUCAGCAGCAUCAUCAUCAUCAUCCAUCAAGCCCACACACCACAAUUACAUCUACAUCAUCCCAGCAGCAGACAGGUGAUGGGAGUGGGGGUGGUGGUGGUGGUGGUGCAGCAGCAGGUGUUGGCGGUAGUGGUAGUGGUACUGGUAGCACUCAUAGUAGCGCUGGCGGUGGUGGGGGUAUCGUGAGUAGCAAUAGUAAUAGCAGUAAUACUAUCAAUAGUAGUGCUGCAACUGGCGGUGCAGCUGGCGUAUUGGAGAAGCUUCGUGGAGCAGCCCCUCCUCCUCCUCCUCAACCGAACGUUUUUGAUGCAGUAGUAGGUGUUGGUGUACGAUCAGCAAUAGUUGAUGCAGUAAUCUUGGAAGCAAACCCACCAGCAGCAAUUGUGCUAGAAUCAACGCUAGCAGAAGCAGCACUUUUGGAAGCAGCACUACCAGCAGCACUUGCUGUUACCGUAGCACUAGCGACAACAGCAGCAGCAGCAGUAAUGGUACCGGCAUUAGCAGAAGCAGUCAUUCUGGACACAGCCCUUCCAGCAGCUACUGCUAUAUUACUAGCAGUGGAAGUAGAGCACGAAGAUUUAUCGUUGAAAAAGCCUAGCCGUAGAAGCAUGAAAAGCAUUGUUACCAGCUACUGUGAAUGCGCUCCUGUAAGCAGCAAAUAUACGAGCACUAAUAGUAAUACGAUCAGGGACCAUAACAGCAGUAGUACAGACACUUGCAUCCCACCACCACCAACAGCAGCAGUAGUAUUAGUAGCAGUAGAGGCACCCUCCCACCAGCAACAACAACAAAUAGUAGUAGCAACUGCUAAUACUAUUUGCUAUUCUUACGAAUCCUGUUACUCCUACUGUCGCCCUCAAAAGGAUUACUACUGCUCUUAUGAUUACAGUCAUUCCUGGAUUGCUGGUACUGCUGAUGUACAGGUUGCAGUUUCUGUCGGUUUGAGUGCUAACGUUGCUGUGGUGGUGGCUGCUGUUGUUGCUGUCGCUGUUAUGGGGAAGUUGACUGCUGGCGUAUUGCUGUUGAACAAUGGCGUGUCGUUGGUACUGCUGGCCGGACGUUGUGCUGGUGGUGGUAAGGGGCUGACUGCUGUCAAUGCGGGGGAUGUACCGGUGUCGCUGCGCUGGUCUAUGGUAGGGUUUGCACUAGCGAUGCUGGCUUUGCGGCAGCGCCCACGCGAGAAGAAAAGCAUUUACACGGCCGAAGAACAGCAGCUUUACUAG
Molecule: messenger RNA, 3912 nt
Organism: Ochotona princeps (American pika)
Lineage: Eukaryota; Metazoa; Chordata; Mammalia; Lagomorpha; Ochotonidae
Product: dynamin-1-like protein
Cellular component (GO): microtubule; membrane; cytoplasm
Molecular function (GO): microtubule binding; GTPase activity; GTP binding
Source: RefSeq, a predicted model, not a curated record